Rhineura floridana is the source of this 7978-nucleotide messenger RNA. It is a transcript of the gene HDAC4, whose product is annotated as histone deacetylase 4. The transcript is spliced from 27 exons. Bases 477 to 3746 code for a protein of 1089 amino acids. Gene Ontology annotation, molecular function: histone deacetylase activity. Gene Ontology annotation, cellular component: histone deacetylase complex. NCBI's taxonomy places the organism in Eukaryota, Metazoa, Chordata, Lepidosauria, Squamata, Rhineuridae. The record is from RefSeq and is a predicted model, not a curated record. Gene Ontology annotation, biological process: negative regulation of transcription by RNA polymerase II; chromatin organization.
AUGAAAGCAAAAAAUAAAAAAGUGGUUUGUACCACGUGAUUUUCCAUCUGAAAACUUCAAGAUGGCGGGUCCCGUCACGGGCUGAUUCCGUUGGCGGCGCGCGCACUGCUGUGCUAGCGCCAAGGGCCCGUCUUUCCCCCUCCCCCACCAACGUUGGCUACCGUGAGGGUCCUUCGUCCCCUGUCCCAGCUUUAGUCUUCUGUCUUCACACGCAGGUCAGUGCCUGGCGCAACGGCUUCCCGGCAGAUCUCGCUGUGGGAGUCACAUUUUGAAAACAACUUGAAUAGUCUACCAUCCUGCUGGAUUACAUUGCUUUACCACAUAGAAUGUCUUUCUGAUCUGGAGUUUAUCUGGUGGCUAUGAAUCUGUCUCCUGAAAAUACGUCCUAUGUUCUGUUGGAGCGCUGAAGCUCUUCAAGCCUGUUGUCUGUUGGAAGCUAACCUCUCUUUCUCAUACUCAUUUAAAUUCUGCUAGCAAUGAGUUCUCAAAGCCAUCCAGAUGGACUUUCUGGCAGGGACCAGCCAGUAGAAUUGCUAAAUCCAGCCAGAGUAAACCAUAUGCCAAGUUCUGUUGACGUGACCACAACACUGCCUUUGCAAGUUGCACCAUCUGUAGUCCCUAUGGAUCUCCGCUUGGACCAUCAAUUCUCUAUGCCAGUGGCAGAGCCUACCUUACGUGAACAGCAGCUCCAGCAGGAACUGUUGGCCCUCAAACAAAAACAACAGAUCCAGAGACAGAUCCUCAUAGCAGAAUUUCAAAGACAACAUGAACAACUCUCUCGUCAGCAUGAAGCUCAACUACAUGAACAUAUAAAGCAACAACAGGAGAUUUUGGCAAUGAAACAUCAGCAGGAGCUCUUGGAACACCAGAGAAAGUUGGAAAAGCAUCGGCAGGAGCAAGAGUUAGAGAAGCAGCACAGAGAACAGAAACUGCAGCAACUUAAAAACAAAGAGAAAGGAAAAGAAAGUGCAGUGGCAAGCACAGAAGUAAAAAUGAAGUUACAAGAGUUUGUCUUAAAUAAAAAGAAAGCUUUGGCCCAGAGGAAUCUCAACCAUUGCAUUUCCAAUGACCCGCGCUUCUGGUAUGGGAAAACACAGCAUAGUUCUCUUGACCAGAGUUCACCACCACAAAGUGGAGUGACGGGAACUUACAAUCAUCCUGUGCUAGGGAUGUAUGAUUCCAAAGAUGAUUUUCCACUCAGAAAAACAGCAUCUGAACCCAAUCUCAAAUUGCGAUCCAGAUUAAAGCAAAAGGUUGCAGAAAGGCGCAGUAGCCCCUUAUUACGAAGAAAAGAUGGUCCUGUAGUUACAACUCUUAAGAAGCGUCCAUUAGAUGUCACAGACUCUUCAUGCAAUAGUGCUCCUGGAUCUGGCCCUAGUUCUCCAAACAAUAGUUCAAAUAACAUAAGUACUGAGAAUGGAAUUACUGGAUCAGUUGCAAAUAUUCAAGCAGAGACCAACCUGGCUCAUAGACUUGUGAAUCGUGAAGGCUCGGUAACACAGCUUCCUUUGUACACAUCUCCUUCCUUGCCAAAUAUAACGUUAGGACUACCUGCAACUGCCCCAUCCAGUGGGGGAUCAGGACAGCAGGAUGCUGAAAGACUUGCUAUUCCACCCUUACAACAACGAAUCUCCUUAUUUCCUGGCACCCACCUCACUCCUUACUUGAGCAGCACUGCAGUGGAAAGGGAUGGGGGAGCUGCACACAACCCUCUUCUUCAACACAUGGUCUUACUGGAACAACCAACUGCGCAAAACCCCUUAGUCCCAGACUGGUAUCUUUCAGGACUAGGGGCACUCCCCCUCCAUGCGCAGUCCCUGGUGGGUGCAGAUCGGCUCUCUCCCUCAAUACACAAACUGCGGCAACACCGCCCUUUGGGGCGCACACAGUCUGCUCCUCUUCCUCAGAAUGCGCAGGCCCUUCAGCAAUUAGUGAUCCAACAACAACAUCAGCAAUUCCUGGAAAAACACAAACAGCAAUUUCAGCAGCAGCAGCUGCACAUUAACAAGAUUAUACCAAAAUCCAAUGAGUCUUCCCGUCAGCAUGAAAGUCAUCCUGAAGAGACUGAAGAAGAAUUACGAGAACACCAGGCGUUUUUAGAAGACGCAUACAUUGACAGGAUAUCAAACCAAAAGGAAGUCCAAGCGUUGACCAGUAUGGUCCAGGUGAAGCAAGAACCUGUUGAGAGUGAUGAAGAUGGAGAGUUUCAACAAGACAUAGAACCAGGGCAGAGGCAAGCUGAGCAGGAGCUGCUGUUCAGACAGCAAACCCUUUUAUUGGAGCAGCAACGGAUUCACCAGCUAAGGAACUACCAGGCAUCCAUGGAAGCGGCUGGCAUCCCAGUGUCCUUUGGGGGGCAUCGGCCACUUUCUCGAGCUCAGUCUUCACCUGCCUCUGCCAACUUUCCUAUGUCCGUACAGGAGCCACCGUGCAAGCCACAGUUCACAACAGGCCUUGUGUAUGAUACUCUGAUGCUGAAACACCAGUGUAUUUGUGGCAACACAAACAGUCACCCAGAACAUGCAGGGAGAAUCCAGAGCAUUUGGUCACGGCUCCAGGAGACAGGUCUUCGUAGCAAGUGUGAGUGUAUCCGUGGAAGAAAAGCUACUCUUGAAGAACUACAGACUGUUCAUUCAGAAGCUCACACACUGCUUUAUGGUACCAACCCUCUGAACAGGCAGAAAUUGGACAGCAAGAAAUUGUUAGGCUCUCUAACAUCAAUGUUUGUCAGACUCCCUUGUGGUGGUGUUGGGGUUGACAGUGAUACAAUUUGGAAUGAAGUACAUUCAUUCAGUGCUGCUCGUCUUGCUGUUGGAUGUGUCAUAGAGCUUGUUUUUAAAGUGGCUACUGGGGAACUGAAGAAUGGAUUUGCUGUAGUUCGACCUCCUGGUCACCAUGCAGAAGAAAGUACACCCAUGGGGUUUUGCUAUUUUAAUUCUGUGGCAAUUUCAGCCAAGCUUCUCCAGCAGAGACUGAAUGUGAACAAAAUACUUAUAGUGGACUGGGAUGUACACCAUGGAAAUGGUACUCAGCAGGCUUUCUACAAUGAUCCUAAUGUUCUUUAUAUUUCACUACAUCGCUAUGAUGAUGGAAACUUCUUCCCAGGCAGUGGAGCUCCUGAUGAGGUUGGCAUAGGACCAGGUGUCGGUUUCAAUGUUAAUAUGGCAUUUACUGGUGGUCUUGAUCCACCAAUGGGAGACACAGAAUACUUGACUGCUUUCAGAACAGUGGUAAUGCCUGUUGCUAAUGAGUUUGCUCCUGAUGUUGUGCUGGUUUCAUCUGGUUUUGAUGCAGUGGAAGGUCAUCCUGCACCACUUGGAGGAUAUAAUCUAUCAGCAAAAUGUUUUGGAUAUCUGACAAAACAGCUCAUGGGUCUAGCUGGAGGACGAAUCAUUCUGGCCCUUGAAGGAGGCCAUGACCUGACAGCCAUUUGUGAUGCUUCUGAAGCAUGUGUUUCUGCUUUGCUAGGAAUUGAGCUUGAUCCUAUUCCUGAAAAGAUAUUACAGCAGAGAGCAAAUGCCAAUGCAGUGCAUUCCAUUGAAAAAGUCAUUGAAAUACAGAGUAAGUACUGGCACUCACUCCAGCGCUAUUCCUCAACAGUCAGCUAUUCUUUGAUAGAUGCACAGAAGUGUGAGAACGAAGAAGCAGAAACUGUAACAGCUAUGGCAUCAUUGUCAGUGGGAGUUAAGCCACCGCCUGAUAAAAAGCCAGAUGAGGAGCCCAUGGAAGAGGACCCUCCCCUGUAGCACUCAUCUUUUCGGCUGGAGUUCUCCUGUUUGUUCGUCUUGUCUUGAAGCUCUGCCAAGAAGCUUUCUCUUGUUACUUCUGCAUCCUGUCAUGGUUUUCUUCCAGACUACAGCAAGGCAGCCAUGCGUGAAAGAAAGCGAAAUCUCUCCGUAUCUGUACAGAAUAUGCUUGUGGAAAAGAAAAAGUGCAGGUGAAGAGCAGAAAUAUUAAAGACGUAUGCAUUGAGCAUUCUUCCUCUUUUCCUAAAUGGAAUCUAUGAGAGUCAAGAAGCCAGUGAAGUAUUUGGCAAAGUUGCCAACUUAAAAGAGAGAGAAAGAAAUCAAAGAUUUAACAUAGAUAUGACAACUUUCAUUUAAAACUGGUGCUUAAAGUUUGAUUAUCCUUCGUUCAGACCACUCAGACCAUAUUGUAGUUUUGGUUUUUAUGUUUUAUUUUUGUGGCUCUUGCCUACCUGUGAUUCAGACAUUCUCUUCAAAACCCAAAUAAUAUGAGGAAGUGUUUUUUUCUUUAUAUGAAGGGUGAAAAGAGAACUGAGCUUUUUAUAUCUAUAUACAUGCAGACAGACUAUAUACGUGUGGAGAGGAAGAACGUAAAACAAGGAAGAUAGCCCAGAAAGGGGAUCGGCUUUAGCAUCUCCAAAGCCAUCUGAAGAGUUUGUGCCUUUAAAAAACAUAGAUUGGAUUGAUUUUGGGCAGCUGGUUUUUUCUGACGUUUUGAGGAACAAUGCCUUAAAGAAAAGAACUCUGCAGCAGUUCCUCUGGCAGGGCAGGCCGAGAACUGCAAUCAGCAAGAAAGGCUCUAGGAUUUCUGCUAGCAUGAUUACUUAAAGCAAGCAAUGGCCGGAGCUUCUCCAAAACAGUUGACAAGUUUGGAUUUUGUUUUGCAUUGUUUUAUUGCUGUUUAAAAUGAAAAUUAAGGUAGUUGCCAGUAAUGUGGCAAAUACUGUUGGGUUUCUAAAAUUCAACUGUUAUUUAAAAAAUCCCAACAUCUCUCCUAUACGUAUAACCAUUUUAACUAUCAAUUUGGUUGUAAAAGCAUGCAUCAGACACAACUGCAGAUUUUAAAGAAUUGGAAUGCUUUUUAUUAAAAGCAACUAGCAUGAGAUACUGCUUAAUAUUUUAGGUAUAAAUAUAUAAAUGUAUAUGUAUAAUGUAUAUUCCAAAUGUAUUCCAAGCUUAGAAACACGACUCUUACAAAUUAUUGAUAAAAUAUUUAUAAUGCAUUUAUUCAAAAUAUAUCAAUAAAUGCAGAUUACAAUGGUAGCCAUUGGAAGUUCCCUUGCAAAAAUUUAUUUGUGAAUUGGAGUGUAAGGGUUUUUAGUAAAGGGAUCUUGUUUGAAACUUGACCAUUUUCAAACUGUAGUUUGGAAUGCUUUCAGAAUGCCAACGUUUUAGCCACUAGGCAACUACCCUAAACAUUGCUAUUUUAAUUUUAAGGUUUUUAACUUUGAUCCUUUUCUAACAAAAUGAGUUUUCUAGCAAAUAUGUAUUUGCUAUUGCUUUAUUUUAUAUUGGUUUUUACAAAAAGCCCCGGAACAGCCUUAUUUGCAUGGAUUUUCAUUUUAGUUUCCAUUUGACAAUAUGUUUCUAAACAGUAACCAUUUUCUUGACCUUGAUCACUUUUCCUUGCACGCUGGAAUUGUAUUUGUGUUUGGACUUUUGAACCAUUAACCAUUUUCAUGGUCAUGUGGGACAGUUGCAAAUUGUUAGGCUUUGUUUUCAGAAAGCCCUUUUCACAAAAGGAAGGAUUCCAAGGUCUUUUUUAUAUCAGGAAACUGAUUAUAUAUUUUAUCAGUUCUUCAGUCAUAGUUGCUAUGCUACAUAAAAAAUAAGGAGCUUUCUUACCUUAAAAACGUAAUAGUAUUACAAAGAGUGAUGUAUCAUAUAUCCUCAGUAUAGAGUGUGGCAAGGAUUAUUAAAGGCAUUCAUAACUUAAGUGACCAUGUUGAAAGUCUGCCAAACUCUUGUGCAGUUAACACUAACACAAACACACAGAGGUUUUCCUGAACCACUCUGGUCGAGUAAGUCCUCUAAAAGACUGUUUCACAGUGAAUAAUAAUAUUAAUUACUUCUUGUUGGCUGGGAGAGUGUUAAUCUUGGCCACUGUUUCCUAUUCCCCCAGUUGCCUUUUGAGGUGAGGGGAGUUGUCCCUCAAAAUAAGUAACUAAACUUUUAGUAGUGAAAUUAUAGCUAGAGAAGACUGAAUUCAUGUGUUCUUUUUCAAGCAGUGUAGGAUAUUACAUGCCACUCAUCUGAAUAACCAGUAGUAUUUUCCUUUUUUAAAAUUUUUGUUAUAAUAACUGACAGGGUCGCUUAGUAGUAAUUUAUUUUCUGGUUCUGAAAAGUUUUAUUUUUCUUCAUUCCAUUAAGAGCAGAAUUGUAAGAAUUUAAGCAUAAAUCUGACUGAGUGCAAGAGAGAGUUUUAGGGUUUUAUUUAAUGCUUAAUAUGCAAUUUUUAAGACAGACACUACAAUAUUUGAGUUCUUGCUAACCCAAAUACAUUCAAAUUGAUGAAUACUUUUUGGCAUUAGAACUGCCAAGAGCAUACUCUAAGAGUAAAGCUUGACAGUAAAGAUAAAAUGUAUAUUUUAUAAAAUGACUACCUUGCUGCUGUGAUCUAUAAAGAUUUUUGCUGUGGAAUCAUCUGAUUUCAUAUUUUGUUAAUUUAGCCCUUUAUCACUGUUGGUAAAAGUGAUGCAUCUAUAAUCACUUCAGUCUAAAAUACUUUAUUUUCAACACCAGUUUACAUGUUGUCAAAAUACUUGCUUUUUUCAUUGCAAGAAGUAGUUGAUACACAAUGUUGAGACGAUGGCCUGGAGUAUUUGGUAAUGCUUGCAAUGUUGUUAAUUUUAAGAUUCUACAUUUGUUUCUUACAAACAAAUGUUGCUACAUCAUUGUCUUUCUAAAUUCACACACAUCAUUGUUAUACAUCAAUCUAUUUCACAAUCCAAAGCUCUUGAGUUUGUUUAAAAAGGUCAUUGCAUAACCUCACUCCAAGACUGAGUCUGGGUUUCCUUCUACAGUCCACGUGUAACACAAAGGAGUACCAUUGUAACCUUGUUUUUUUCCUGGAAGUUUACUUCAUAUGGACCUUGUGGGCUUGUGAGCUCUGUGGCUAAACGAAGAGUGCAAGCUGAUUUAAGCAAUGACCUGUAUUUCCCACAUUUUUAUAUACUACAAAUAUGAGGUACCUGAGUUCCACCAGCAAGACACUAGAAGUUUUUACUAACCCAGCUUCCAAGGUAUUGGGGUGGCUUAUUUACAACUUCUCUUGUAGCAAUUUAAAAACAAAGGAACAUCUUAAAAUCGUAUUACCCAGAAGUGACUCCCAGGCUGUAGUACAAAGUACUAAUAGUUGAGUAUUUAGGGUUUAUUUUACUUUCGAUACACAAACAUUCCUUUUUAUUAGUCAUGUACUCAUUCCAUUCUUCCUUUUGUAAACUUGUGGGCCCACAUUUUAUGGGCAUUGAUAUAUAUAAAUAUAUAUAUAUAUAUAUAUAUAUAUAUAAAAUAUAUAUGAAUAUAUUUUUUUAAGUUUCCUACACCUUGAGGUUGCAUGGUCUGUUAGGUUGGCAUGUUGUAUACAGAUUUUGCACGCCACACUUGGCAGCUUUGGGAAAAAAAAUCCCCUCUAAUGGCAUUAGCAACAAAUGAAAGGUCAGGAUGUUUUCUGUCAUGCAAAUUAAAAGUGAGGAGCAUGGAGAGGGGGAGUUUGUCUUACUGAACUUAUUAAAGACCUGUGCUUUUUAUUGUAAAAUAAAAAAAUACAAAGGACUACUUAAACAUUUGUCAUUUUAAGAAAAAAAAUAUCUAGCACUUGUGACGAACCAAUAAUAGAGUUUAUUGUAUUUAUGUGGAAAUCAUGUUCUUGGGGAAACUACACAGAACACACAAGUACUGCCUGUGUCAUUAUUCUUUGGGGGGAGUUUUUUGUUUUUCCUUUAGGCAGGCAAGGGAUAAGGCAGGCACAAACCUAUGCCAACUUCUUUUUGUAUUAAUUCUGAGAUGAAAAUGUCAAGAACUUUAAAAGUUAACUCUUCAGCACAGCUGUGUUAACAUUUUUUAACGAUGUAUCACUAGAUUACACUUGUAAGCAGUGAUGUACUGUGCAAACACUGUGGUUUCAAAUACAAAUUUAUAUCAGCGGGAAAGGAAGUUUCUUCAUAGUGAUAGUUGAGCUUGUUUCCUCCCAGCUUCACCUUGUAUUUGAUAUUGAGUAAAAAUCCUAUUGA